AUGGCCCCUUAUGAAGCUCUUUAUGGGAGGAAGUGCAUAUCUCCUUUGUUUUGGGACGAAGUUGGAGAAUGGAACCCACUUGGACCAGAAAUUGUUCAGGAGAUGAGGAAUCAAGUUCAAAUUAAAAGAGACAGGAUGGCAACAGUGCAGAGUUGUCAGAAAAGUUAUUUGGACACGAGGAGAAGAGAUUUAUUAUUUGAGGAAGGUGAUUGGGUAUACCUAAAAGUUUCACCAAUGAAAGGUGUUAAGCGUUUUGGUAAGAAAGGGAAACUUAGCCCGAGGUAUGUUGGCCCUUUUCAGACUCUGGAGAAGGUUGGACCAGUCGCUUAUAGAAUUGUCUUGCCAAAAUAUUUUGGAAAAAUUCAUGAUAUCUUCCACGUAUUGUCACUAAAGAAAAGCUUUGGACAACAAGAGCCACAUUUCCUUGACCCGAAAAGCAUUCAACUCUGGCCUGACCUCACGUAUGAAGUUGUCCCAACUCAAAUCAUGGAUAGAAAGGAGCAACAAUUGAGAUCCAAGACGAUACCUUUAGUUAUGCUAUCAUGGGAAAAUCUUUUGGCUCAAGAUUUCUCGUGGGAGAGAGAGACAGACAUGAGAAAGUUUUACCCUUACUUGUUCGGGUAG
Juglans regia (Persian walnut) is the source of this 624-nucleotide messenger RNA. RefSeq lists its product as uncharacterized. The transcript has a single exon. The record is from RefSeq and is a predicted model, not a curated record. NCBI's taxonomy places the organism in Eukaryota, Viridiplantae, Streptophyta, Magnoliopsida, Fagales, Juglandaceae. Bases 1 to 624 code for a protein of 207 amino acids.